AUGUUCUCUCCCAUGAGUAGCUUCGUGUUUUAUCCUGCUAUAACGUCCAUUGCUGAAUCGCUUGGCACAACUGUUGCACUGGUGAACAUAGCCAUCACAACAUACAUGCUGAUUUCAGGAAUUACACCAGCAAUCCUGGGAGACGCAGCCGAUAAGCUUGGACGUCGUCCGAUAUACAUUCUGGCUCUGUCAAUCUACUUUGUCGCAAAUCUUGGACUUGCUUUACAGAGCAGUUAUCCAGCACUACUGGUGCUGAGAAUGAUCCAAAGUGUAGGCAGUUCUGGAACUAUAUCUUUAGGAUACGGCAUCGUUUCAGACAUUGCCAGCCCUGCAGAAAGAGGCCUCUUUGUGGGGAUAUUCAGCCUCGGACCCAAUGUUGCUCCCCCGUUUGGGCCAGUCAUCGGAGGUCUCAUCGUUGCGAGGCUAGGGUGGCAUUCAAUCUUUUGGUUUCUCGCCAUCCUUGGAGGUCUUUGUCUUCUCCUGGUUGUCUUGGCCUUACCGGAGACAGCUAGGAAAAUUGUGGGAAGCGGCACUAAUAAGAUGCCUCUAUCUAUGAUUUCCAAACACCAAAGUCGGGCAAGAACAGAACAUAUAAACACUACAAAACCACAGUUCACCUUUCCUAACCCACUACACUGUCUUAAACUACUCCUCUUCAAGGACAUCUUCAUUGUUAUACUUUGCAAUGGUAUUUAUUACGCAACAUACUGUUGCGUCCAGGCAUCUCUUUCUACAUUAUUCAUACAGGUCUAUGGGUAUGGUAAACUAGAAGCAGGACUAAUUUAUAUCCCAUUUGGCUUCGGCUGCUUGGUUAGCACAUAUUCGUGGGGCAAGUUGUUAAAUUCUGACUAUGCUCGAACAGGGAAAUUACAUUGUAUUCAAGCGGAAAAGCGGCCCCUCGACGGAGACACUGGUUUUCCAAUAGAGGAAGCGAGGCUCCGGAGCGCGCCUUGGCUGAUCAUAUUAGCUGCAGUGUCUAUCACAGCGUAUGGCUGGAGUGUUCAGUAUCGUGCGCACGCGUCCGUGCCAUUAAUUAUACAAACACUCAUCGGCUUCUCCACAACCGGCAUGUUCGUAGUAUUAGGUACCCUUCUGACGGACCUAAACCCAGACCGCUCUUCAACAGCCGCUGCAUCAGCAAAUGUUGUGAGAUGUGCUUUAGCAGCUGGAACACUUGCCGUAUUGCAGACGAUCCUUGACAAUGUUGGUCCAGGUUGGUGCUUCACAAUAUUCGGUCUCCUAAACGGCACAUGUGGACCUUUGCUAUUUCUCGAACUGCGAAAGGGUAAAGCUUGGAGAGAGGCUAGAAAUAAUUAG
Molecule: messenger RNA, 1317 nt
Organism: Truncatella angustata
Lineage: Eukaryota; Fungi; Ascomycota; Sordariomycetes; Amphisphaeriales; Sporocadaceae
Product: major facilitator superfamily transporter
Exons: 6
Coding region: 1-1317 (438 amino acids)
Biological process (GO): transmembrane transport
Cellular component (GO): membrane
Molecular function (GO): transmembrane transporter activity
Source: RefSeq, a predicted model, not a curated record